Messenger RNA from Penicillium diatomitis, 1425 nucleotides. RefSeq lists its product as uncharacterized. Gene Ontology annotation, biological process: transmembrane transport. Gene Ontology annotation, molecular function: transmembrane transporter activity. Bases 1 to 1425 code for a protein of 474 amino acids. Gene Ontology annotation, cellular component: brush border membrane. The transcript is spliced from 2 exons. Lineage: Eukaryota; Fungi; Ascomycota; Eurotiomycetes; Eurotiales; Aspergillaceae. The record is from RefSeq and is a predicted model, not a curated record.
AUGUCAGAGCCAUCAAUAUCCACGCUCGAACGAAAGAAGAUCUUGAAGACAUUGUUCAUCUCACUGCUUCUGGACUUGAUCUCUUUCACCUUCAUUCUCCCUCUCUUUCCAUCGGUACUCGGGUAUUACAGAUCUAAGGAUGAUUCGCCCACCAGCCUCCUCAACAGCGUCUUUCACUACCUGAACGCUUAUAAAAAUGCCUUUUCGCGGCCCAUCGACUCCCGUUACGACAUCAUCCUCCUCGGUGGAGCCUUUGGCUCGCUCUUUUCUCUGCUCCAGGCAAUCGCGGCGCCAUUUAUCGGUAGAUUGUCCGACAUUUAUGGCCGUCGACGCGCGAUGCUAUUCUCCAUGGCGGGUAACAUUCUCAGCGUCGGACUCUGGGUAGGUGCGACUGACUUUCGCACCUUCCUUGCCAGUCGCGUCGUUGGAGGAUUGACGGAGGGCAACGUCCAGUUGGCCAAUGCGAUCGUGUCCGACAUCAGUGACGAGACCCAGCGUGGAUCUGCAAUGGCCCUCGUGGGCGCCUGUUUCAGUAUCGCAUUCACAUUUGGGCCCAUUCUCGGUGCCGCUCUCGCCACGAUUGAAAUGGUCGCCUCGAACAAAUUCGCCGUUGCGGCAGGAGUGUCGUUGCUCCUUGUCGUGGUGGAGACUGUGUACAUUUACUUUGCGCUACCCGAGACUCAUCCUCGGCUUCGAGAUGUGCCAGUUGCCCUAUCACCCGACUCCCCGGGAGAGACGAAAUCGACAAGCAAGGUCAAUGGAGCGACUUCCUAUAUUGAUACGACAAAGCCGAUAAGCAACGGGCGUCCCCAGUCACCAGCAAUGGGGCGCAGGACCACCCAAAACUCCAUGACAACCUUGAAACUUCUUCACUUCCUGUUCUUGGUCUCCUUUUCUGGGCUGGAAUUCUCACUCCCUUUUGUGACGGCCGCAUCCUACGGCGAGCGCCUCCAGCAUAGCAGCCCCUCGGCCCUGAAUGGUCGUCUUCUGUCCAUGAUGGGAUUGAUAGCAUCACUCCUACAGGGCACCAUCGUUCGACGUCUGCCACCACUCGUGGUAGUCAGAGCAGGAGUGGUCACGUGUGCCAUUUCCUUCUUUGUCCUUGCGCGUGCGAGCUCCAUUACGGGUCUGUACAGUGCCGGCGCACUACUCGCUGUGACUUCGGCGACCGUAGUGACGGGCAUCAACAGUUUGGGCAGCUUGGAGGCUCAAGAAGUGGAGCGUGGCGCCGCGCUUGGCCAGCUGCGUAGCUGGGGUCAAGUCGGUCGAGCCUUGGGGCCUUUAUUGUUCUGUACCCUCUUCUGGUGGGCCGGUCGAGAGGUUGCAUAUAUCACUGGGGGGACGUUGAUGGUCGGCGUGGGUGUGAUUGUUUUUACCAUGCUCCAGUCUCCAAAAGCGGGGAAGGGCAUGGUUCAUGUAUCAUGA